This is a messenger RNA of Oldenlandia corymbosa var. corymbosa, 381 nucleotides long. NCBI's taxonomy places the organism in Eukaryota, Viridiplantae, Streptophyta, Magnoliopsida, Gentianales, Rubiaceae. The record is from the annotation of a GenBank genome assembly.
AUGGCAGAGUUCAAGGCUCAUCAAGAUCACAGAAUAACAGGGCAAACUCUAGGAAUCAUCAAUGGCAAAGCUUAUGGUGCAAGCAAUGUAUAUGUGAUUCGAUCCAACGAUAACAAUAAUGAUCAUCACCACCAUCAUCAUUGUGAAAAUCCCGGUAGAAGAUAUCAUCAGGUUGUUUCAAAACCAGCUGCGAAGAACACGUUAUCGACGUGUAAGUCUAAGUCAGCCACAAAACCUUGGAUUGAUUAUCGACAGUUUAAGAGAAGAAAGAGGAUUGCAAAAUACAAGUUGUAUGCGUAUGAAGGCAAGGUGAAGAAUUCUUUCAAGAAGGGUAUUCGUUGGAUCAAGCGUAAAUGCAGGAAGAUUGUUCAUGGAUAUUAA